This is a messenger RNA of Pygocentrus nattereri (red-bellied piranha), 2908 nucleotides long. It is a transcript of the gene ankrd33bb, whose product is annotated as ankyrin repeat domain 33Bb. Gene Ontology annotation, molecular function: protein binding. Lineage: Eukaryota; Metazoa; Chordata; Actinopteri; Characiformes; Serrasalmidae. The coding region runs from base 371 to 1882 and encodes 503 amino acids. The transcript is spliced from 4 exons. The record is from RefSeq and is a predicted model, not a curated record.
ACAGUUUUUCCGAUGGAAUUCAUUCCAAUGACGGUUCCUCUGGACAUUCAAUAAAGCAAUGAAGCUUGACAGAUGGCAUCUCCUGGAACAUAUCAAGUGAAGUCUCAGCUGGAUGAUCAAACUGAAAAUGAACUUGAUUGGCUGUAUAAACCCUGAACACGCACAAGAAGUUCACCCCAGACGAUUCGGAUAACUUCAAUGGGCCAGUAAGAGGUGCAGCUUGGGGUGCUUUUGAGUUUUAAUUUUAUUCUUGUUCUUCAUGUCAAAGGCUAUCUCUGAGUAUGACCGUCCACUAUGUGACACUGUGAGUCCAGAGAGCUCUGGGGUUUUAGCUUUUAUUGCACCUGCUGGAUUCCAAGCCACAGGUUAAAUGGUGCUGAUAACUGGAGAUUGUCCUCGAGGAGGUCUACCUGUGGUACAAGAUCAGAACGGCAGCACGGAUGGUCAGGUGGGAGCCUGCCGAGCAUUUGCGGAAUCUUCUGUCCAGAGGAGCAAUGGAAAUGAGGAGCAUUCCAGCGGAGAUGAUGAGUACUUUGAUGAUGACGACGAUGACGUCUACCAGGAAUUUGAAGAGUUUGAUUUCUCCCAGUUACCAGACAGCAAGAGUAUUGCAUCGGAUGAUUCCUUCUAUCCACCUGAUGAAUCCAUCACCUAUCAUCGGUCCCCGUUGGCUGAGAGUCCAGAACCUCUCACUUUUUUCAAGGCAUGUUGCAAUAAUAAUGCCAUCAUAGUCAAAAUCAUGAUUCGCCAAGGAGUCACGGAAGAGGAAGUGCGAGAAGUGGACAAGAACAAAAGGACAGGCUUGAUAGUGGCGUGCUACCAGGGUUACGUGGAUGUGGUCAUCGCUCUCACGCAGUGUCCGUACGUGAACGUGAACUGGCAAGACAACGAGGGAAACACUGCCCUAAUUACAGCUGCACAAGCAGGUCACAUUAUGAUCACCAACUAUCUGCUGAAUUACUUUUCUGGACUGGACAUCGAACGCAGGAACUGCCAUGGCUUCACAGCCAUGAUGAAGGCGGCCAUGCAGGGCCGGGCCGACUGUGUUCGAGCCCUAAUGAUGUCAGGAGCAGACAUCGAAGCGAGAGACUACGGACGCAAGCUGACACCACGUGAAUGGGCCCUCUUCACGGGCCGCCAUGAGACCGCACGGGUGAUUUUACGGCUGAUGGCACAGCCGUGUGCCGAGCAGUUCUGUGACUCCUUCAGCAUGGAGUGGCCUGCACUAAGGGAGCUGGUGGAGCAGGCACAGGAACCCAAAUCGUGCUGGAGGACAAUAUCAGAGCGUGCCUGCGCUGCGUUUGUCUUCAGGACGAAGACGGAACCGCUGGAGGAGGGUGUAUUGGACUAUAUGGUGCGCAUGACCACAGCACUGGCCAGCCCGCUGGUGGCCAUAGCCUGCCACACUGUGUGUCCAGGGAGCCCACCCUGUGUGGGCAAACGGCGGCCACCAGUGCCGGAUAUUCUCCGCAAGCAGCGGCUGGAUGAGCUGAGGAGGCUGGGGCCCGAACGCCUCAGCAAUUACAAGCGCCUCUUCCAGAACUCUCGUGUGCUGCUGGUGCCCAAGAAGCGGGAGCGGCGUGCCAGCCUGCAGCCUCCUGCGCUGCAUGAUAUGGCGCUGGCUUCAACCGUGGCACUGCGCAGGAGCAGCCUGCUACCGCUGCAUAUGAUGCGCAGGAGCAGCGUACGACCUGGUAUGGUGGUGCCCAAGGUACGCCUUUGCAAGGCCCCGCCACCCACUUACGUGCCCGAGAGGAUCCGUCACAGGGGAGAUUCGCAGUACCUACAGGUGCCCAAAUGGAAGUACAAGGCUUUAAAGGAGGAGAGAAAACAAAUGGAGCAGGGCAACAAGCUGAAAUUUCCCGUUGUACGGAGGAGAUGAUGCUGACUUUUAAUCUGGAAAACGCUCCCUUGCUGUCGUUUGGGGGUUCCUCUGGGAAGGAGUCGUAUUUCCUACAGCAGUGGUUUCCAACCCUGUUCCUGACAGAGUAGCCCUGCCCUGCACAUUUUUAUGUUUUCCAAUCUCGAAUACACUCACUUCAGCUCAGGAAGGGCUUGUUAAAGUCAGUGUUAAUAUAAUUACAUUAAUAUUGCAGUCCGUACCGUGACAUAUUUCCAAGUUAAACGUAGUUUUAGGGAGGGUUUCUGAGCUAGCUGAGCAUUUCACACGAUCAUAGGUGGAGAUGGUGGGAGGGAGAGGUGAAACAUGACAUUAUUCGUUAAUAUUUUUCCCUCAGCCUACUGAUGCAAGGUUAUGUAAUCAAAAUUCAGGAGACGUUUUCAAGACCAGCAAACGUCUCUAUACUAUGAUCAGAUUAUGGAAUAACAAGACUUUUUGUCCUUUAAUCGCAGUGUAUGAUAAACAUACUUAUUCGACUAGCCACAUUUCGAUUUCAGGUUGACCUUAAUUACCUGAUUAGUUUGAGCAUAUAUAUUAAUGCAGGAAAAACACAAAAAUAUGCAGAGCCAAGGCUGGAAACAACUGCCCUACAGCCUAUAGAGGGUAAUGGCACUCUCAUUCGUCCAAAGACAGUAGACUGAUAUCGGCUUUGUCCCUUCAGCUACAUCAUAUUUGGCCUUUGAGAAGUCUGAAUGACUUAUUUCAACUGAUUUUGACACAUACAAUACACAAUACAUUUCUUACCUUUCAGACAGACAUAACACAGUUAGAAGUGCAUUUAUCUCAUGUUGAGGGUCUUGCUCUUUAUGAGAUACUUACAAUUUGAUACUUCAAUUAUGUCUAAUUAUUUUUCUUACACAUGUAUUUCUUGUGUUGUUAUGGGACUUUAAAUGUCGUGGCACAAACUUCUUGAAAGAAAAUUCACUCAUUAAUAUUUCAUGUGAACAUAUUACAUGCUUACUGCCUAACUCUAUUAUUAAAGACAACAAAUACUCUUCUUUGUUAUAA